Messenger RNA from Clupea harengus (Atlantic herring), 2301 nucleotides. It is a transcript of the gene herpud2, whose product is annotated as HERPUD family member 2. Gene Ontology annotation, molecular function: protein binding. The record is from RefSeq and is a predicted model, not a curated record. Gene Ontology annotation, biological process: endoplasmic reticulum unfolded protein response. Lineage: Eukaryota; Metazoa; Chordata; Actinopteri; Clupeiformes; Clupeidae.
AACCUUAUUAUUCUGCUCUAAAGCUUCAAAAAAUCCUGAUCCAGAGGCCAUCUGCUGCCAUCUGGUGGACCUUCACUCACCUUACCGUAUGGGAGAUAGAUAAUGAUGUAAUUUCCGGUGAUACGCCCGACUCCAUUUUACAAGAUAACAAGUAGGGUGUUAUGGACCCGCACCAAAAACAGAGGGCUGUAAACGGCAUGAGCGUCUAAGUGAGAUUGUCUUCAGUUAAAGUGGGCCUCCUCCUUCUUGGCUGAAAGAUCUUUUUUGGACACAUGUCACCCUACAUCUCGAAUAAAAUGCCACAAUAAGCAUUUGGUGGCUAUCUCUGUCAGUGGUUGGACCGAAGGUGACCAUGACAAAGAUCUAAGGAAAGUCUUUGGAAGUCUCUCUUCUUUCAAAGGACUCAAAUAAUUUGGAGCUCCAUCCCCCACCCCCACCCCCCUUCAUGAAAACCAGCAAAGGAGUCGACCACUAGCAUGAAACAUGGACCAAGGUGCAGUUGACAGUCCUGUCACCCUUGUCAUCAAGGCCCCCAACCAGAAGUACGAUGAUCAGACCAUCAACUGUUUCCUGAACUGGACUGUGGAGAAGUUGAAAAAACACAUCUCAAACGUGUACCCCAGCAAGCCGUCAUCAAAGGAUCAAAGGCUGGUCUACUCAGGACGGCUUCUCCAAGACCACCUACAGUUGAGAGAUGUCUUGAGAAAGCAAGAUGAGUACCACAUGGUCCACCUGGUGUGUGCCACUCAAAGUCCCCCGGAGUCCCCCUCCACCCACAGCAGUGGCAGUACCCCUGAGGCGCCGGAGGCCAGCCCUGUGAACUUCGACAGUUCCAGCUCCUCCUCUUCAGCCAGCUCACCCAAUCAGGAUGGCCCAUCCACCUCCACCACAGGAAGUUCUGAUGGCCUGAGGCAUCGGGGCCCCUCCCACACCCAUGCAGUCAACCCCGCUCCCCCUGGCAUCAUGCAAGAGCCAGCAGGAUUCCAGUUCCCCAUGCAAGCUGGGGCACCGCUCCCUGCCCACCCGAUGUACAUGCCUAUGCAGAUGUUGUGGUGGCAACAGAUGUAUGCCCGUCACUACUAUAUGCAGUAUCAGGCGGCGUUGGCAGCCUCUCAGGCCCCCAUCACCGCCCCGUCCCCCUCCCCCAGUGCCAGUGUCUCCCCACCUCAGCCCCCCCAGGCCAACGACCCCCCGGCUGCAGCCCCGCUGGGCCCCCACCACGCCCCCAACCCCGCCGCCGCCGCUGCCCCCGAGGACCGGCCGGCCAACCCCAACGUCCAGAUGAACGCCCAGGGUGGGGCGGUGCUUAACGAUGACGAGCUGAAUCGUGAUUGGCUGGACUGGAUGUACACGGUGUCGCGCGCGGCCAUCCUGCUCAGCAUCGUCUACUUCUACUCGUCGUUUGGCCGCUUCGUCAUGGUGAUCGGGGCCAUGCUGCUGGUUUACCUGCACCAGGCAGGAUGGUUCCCCUUCCGUCCGGAACAGAAUCCCGGAGCAGGAGAGGCACCCCAGGAGGAGGGCGACCGCCACAACGAUAUGCAGGAGAUGGAGCGCCUGAUGGAUGACGGCGUGGACGAGGAGGACGGCGAGAGCGGAGAAGAAGGCCAGGAGGACGGUGCUAACGCUGGGCCACCUUACCCCGGCUUCCUGGCGGCAACCUGGUCCUUCAUCAGCACCUUCUUCACCUCACUCAUCCCCGAAGGCCCCCCCCACGGUGCCAACUAGGGUGUGUGUGUGUGCACGUACGUGUGUGUGUGUGUGUGUGUGUGUGUGUGUGUGUGUGUGUGUGUGUGUGUCUAAGGAUGGGUGAGGCACAGAGGCCUGAGCCGUGUACAGCGAACAGUGAAAGCGGGAAGCGAAACAAACCAAGCUAAUAAUAAAGGAAAGAGGAGCCACCACUGAGAGUCAUGGUUGUGCCAUGUGUGGGCAGGUCAUAAAUGCUGCUUUUAUGUGUCAGUACACAUCCCCUCUGCAUUAGUUACUAAGCCUGCACUUCACUAUGAUUUUUUAAUUCUGCUUUUAUUUUUAUUUUUGUUUUGAUCAUGUAAGAAGGUACUUUUCAGUGGACUGGCAAUGUCUGUGUCUUCCAUAUUUUUCACCUGUUUGAUAAAAAAAAGUUCCUCAAAAGAAGACUAACAGACGCACACUGACACAUACAAGCAAAUAGGAGAACUUAUAUAUAUAUAUAUAUAUAUAUAUAUAUAUAUAUAUAAACGCUAUGUAUAGCAUAUUUAAACAUAUGGAUCUCAGUACAAGAAGGCAAUGCUUUUUUGAAUAAUAAAAAAAAAACUUGGAGUUUCA